AUAUGGCGGACACCUUGGUCGGGCCCAACGCCAACUGUCCUUUUUAAGGUUAGUGUUUUACACUCUUACAUUACGAUCACCUAUUCCCAUGGAUCUACCGGAGAAAAACUCAUCCUAUAAACUACAAGAAUACUGGGAUAGACGCUUUUCGAAAGAGGACAACUUUGAAUGGUGCAGAAGCUACAAAGAUUUUAAGCAUCUAAUCUUCGAACAUGUGAACCGUAGCGAUCGAAUACUCAUGUUAGGGUGUGGAAAUAGCUCUUUAAGCGAAGACAUGUACCGUGACGGGUAUAAAAAUAUCGUUAAUAUCGACUUCUCAGCUGUAGUAAUUGAAAAUAUGAAGCGAAAAUGCAAAGAUUUGGUCGAGAUGCAGUGGAUGGUAAUGGACAUAACAAACAUCGCGUUUACAGAAAGUUCGUUUGAAGUUAUUAUUGAGAAGGCAACAUUGGAUGCACUUAUGGUGGAGGAAAGAGAUCCUUGGAACCCAACAGAAGAUAUGCGGAAUCGUAUGGAUUCUGUUCUAACGCAGGUGUCAAACAUUUUAAAAGAUGGAGGACGCUUUAUUUCUGUGACAUUUUCACAGCCUCAUUUUAGGAAACCUUUUCUUGCAAAGUCACAGUACAAUUGGUCAAUUUCUCAGCAGACAUUUGGCGACUCCUUUCAUUUCUUUUUCUUUGUGAUGGAAAAAGGAAGACCAAUGAGUGAUGGGGACAAGGAGUUAGAAAUUUACAUGGAAAAUAAAGUACAUCAUGACAAGGAUAGCACGUGUGAAAAUGAAUCAUGUUGGAAACUUGCUGAAGACACUGAGGACUUCUUAUUUAAUGUGGCUCUGUAACUAGACUCUGAGUAGGUGCUAAUGUUAUUCUUGAAACCAGAUGCAAUGAAUUAGACCAGGGGGUCUGGGGUGAAAUUAGAGGUCACAUGCUGGAGGGAACUCUCUUUACCUAUCACUUGUUAAAGAGUGGAUUAGGUACAUCACUGAUCUAAAAAUGGAUUUGCUCAACAGGAAAGCCACAGAUCCGAAUUCCUGAUCCUUAUUCUUCCAUAGGAAUACACCCUAAACAAGUGACUGUGUGGUACAACUUUGACUGUAGGUUAAAUUGACAAUGUGAUUGGGGUCACUUUUUCCACCAAAUAAAUAGGCACCUGUAAUUUUUUACCAGGGAUAAGUAUGCCUUAGUAUUUUGGGCAUAACUAGAGAAUAUAAUUUUCAUGCGAGUAGCUGAAUCAAAAUCACAAAACUAUUGAGUGAAAGCUAAAUGCGUGAAUGUAAUUAAGAAUUAUUACAUCAAAAAAAGCAGUAGAGAACAACAUUUGGAAGUUAAGAUACUCACUGUAUUUAACUCAGGUGGAUGUAACUCAGAUGGAUGUAAGAUGUCCCUUAUACCAGAAAAACAAGCCAGCCAACAAACAGCAAAAAAAAGGUUACUAACUACACUGUAUAGGCACAGUUUUUACCUUAAUGUUUGUUUCCUUUUUCUUCAUUUGGCAACAUUGUUCCAAUCAAUCAAAGUAAUUUCUAAGUAUGCCCUGUAACCAGACUGGCUAUGUCAGCAAGGCAAAUUGUAACGUUUCCUGUUCAAAUAGGAAAUUUCAGCUUGAUUACAUUAUCUGUCUAGUUUUAUCUCCA
Messenger RNA from Stylophora pistillata, 1630 nucleotides. RefSeq names its product EEF1A lysine methyltransferase 4. The record is from RefSeq and is a predicted model, not a curated record. NCBI's taxonomy places the organism in Eukaryota, Metazoa, Cnidaria, Anthozoa, Scleractinia, Pocilloporidae.